AUGGCAAAACUUGACCCAUUUCAUAUAAUGAUUGUCUCACAAUAUUUUACUGGUAUUUCUGAUUUUAAAAAUCUUGAAAAUGUUCACCAGAAAUACAAAGGAAAUAUGUUAAAGUUUCACUUCAACCCGAUACCACUCACUCCUGAAAUUCUACCUCUAUUUCCAAAUAUCGAGACGUUGAACGUCUGGAGUCUUCCCGCUGAAUUUUUUAAUUUUUACGACUUAGUUGAAGACUCUCUUCAUUCAGAUUAUAAAAAGAAAAAGACUCAGAAAAACACGCGAAAAAGUCGCAAAUCUUUGACCCGAGAAUUUGUUCAUCUGAAUAUCUGGUAUGAAGUCUCUUAUAGUCGUUCUUUGAUAACAGAAAAUGGGAAAAUAUCAUAUAAAAAUAUUUGUUUGUUUGAUUUUGAACGUAGAAUGAAUUAUAACACAAUUCCUCAAAACGUGAAAAGUCUUGGCGAUAAGUGUUUUGCUUUUGAAAAAACGUUAAGCGAAAUUAUUAUACCCGACAGUGUGACAAGACUCAAUUAUGAGUGCUUUACUUCGUGCACCAACUUGACUAAAGUUGUGCUACCAAAAACUUUAAAAGAGAUUCAAGGACUUUGUUUUGAUGGUUGCAAAUCUUUGGAAGAAAUAGAAAUACCAGAGACUGUCGAAACAAUCGGAUAUAAUGCCUUUUCAGGUUGUGAAAAGAUCUCAAAAGUGGAAAUGCCUGGAAGUGUUAAAGUAUUGAGAGAAUGGACGUUCGCUGGAUGUGUAUCACUUAGAGAAGUGGUUUUACACGACGGUAUAAACAGCAUUAAUUACGAUGUAUUUGCACGGUGUGAUUUAAAUACUGUUGUUGUACCAAAAAGUGUUACACAACUGGAUAGCACUGCAUUUGAUAAAAAUGUGGUGAUUAUAAGAAAUUGA
This is a messenger RNA of Entamoeba invadens IP1, 912 nucleotides long. RefSeq lists its product as hypothetical. The transcript has a single exon. The coding region runs from base 1 to 912 and encodes 303 amino acids. NCBI's taxonomy places the organism in Eukaryota, Evosea, Mastigamoebida, Endamoebidae. The record is from RefSeq and is a predicted model, not a curated record.